UCCAGUCCUCGAUAGUUACAACGCGUCGUCAAUCAUGGCUACCGUAAAGCAAUUUUGAAACGUGCACGAAACGAUUUUACUAAAGCAGAGAAUCAAGUGUGGUAUCCGUUUACUUAGAAAGUAUUUCGUUUAGCGACUCACCAUGGCUGAUGCUACAGCGAGGUCACUGCAAUACGAGUAUAAAGCGAACUCCAACCUUGUAUUGCAAGCGGAUCGCUCACUUAUUGAGCGACGUGGUAGGGAUGAAGCGACAGGUGAGGUUAUGAGCUUGGUUGGCAAACUUUCUGGCACCAAGAUGGGUGAUCGUUAUCAGCGAAAUAAACCAGAAGUAUCAGAAGAAAGGAAGUCCAAGAGAAGAAAAGUCCAAGAAAAGGAAGAAUUUAGUAAAAGCAAAGGAUCCACAUUGUUGUCUGAAGAUGCUGAUGAUCUUGCUGGAAUAUUUUACCAUCCUAAAACUCGAGAGACGAAAUCCACAUAUGAAGUUCUCCUCAGCUUUAUUCAAGCUGCCAUAGGUGAUCAACCUCGUGACAUAUUAGCUGGAGCUGCCGACGAAGUUUUGCACACACUAAAGAAUGAUAAAAUUAGAGACAAAGAAAGACAUAAAGAUAUUCUUGGUUUGCUUGGAAACAUGGCUGACGAGCGAUAUGCAUUGCUGGUCAAUCUUGGCAAGAAGAUUACAGAUUAUCAUAUAGAUCAUGAUAAAAUGGAGGAAGACGAGGUGAUGGAUGAGACAUAUGGUGUUGCUGUACAGUUUGAUGAAGAUGAAGAAGAGGAGAAAGAUUUUGAUGUGAUUCAAGAUGAUGACAUGUCUGGAGACGAAGGAGGUGUUGAAGCUGAAACCAACAUGACGUUACAUGGUUGGCAAAGAUCUGGCAACGAUUCAGCUUCACAAGAUGUUCUACAUCCACGAAGCAUUGACGCCUUCUGGCUUCAACGAGAGCUUGGAAAGUACUACAACGAAGCAGAGGCGUCCAGAAAGAAAUCAGAGGAGGUUUUGGAAAUAUUAAAAAAUGCCAGCGAUGAAAUUGAACUCGAGAACAAACUGAUGUUGUUGUUGGGUCACGACAAGUUUGCGUUGAUCAAACUUCUACGUAAGAAUCGUAUGACUGUAUUGUAUUGUACAUUGCUCGCCAGUGCACAGAGCGCAAAGGAAAAGAAAGAUAUUGAAGUGAAGAUGGAGAAUGAUCCAGAAUUGGCACAGAUUCUCCAUGCUUUGACUGAGAGUGUUGAAGAGGAUUUAAUUCAGGAAGAAAGAAGUCGCAAAAAGGCUGCGAGAAACGCUCGUGUUGCUGCAAAUCUUGCUGAAAUCGAAUCCGCCCGUAUUGGUGUGAGAAACGUUCUGGACCUGGAUGAAUUGGCUUUCAAAGAUGGCAGUCAUGUCAUGGCAAACAAGAAAUGUCAGUUACCCGAUGGCUCGUUUAGAAAACAGAGAAAAGGCUACGAAGAAGUGCACGUGCCAGCUUUAAAACCAAAGUCUUUUAACGAAGGAGAGGCUCUCGUUCCUAUUACCACUCUGCCUCAUUAUGCGCAACCGGCAUUCGAAGGAUACAAAACGUUAAACCGUAUUCAAAGUCGUCUACACAACACUGCGCUUCAACAAGACGAGAAUCUUUUGCUGUGUGCGCCGACAGGAGCAGGAAAAACCAACGUUGCUUUACUUUGUAUACUUCGGGAGAUCAGCAAGCACAUUAAUCUGGAUGGAACAAUCAAUGCCGAUGAAUUUAAAGUCAUUUAUAUUGCGCCAAUGAAAUCCCUUGUGCAGGAAAUGGUUGCCAAUUUCAGCAAAAGAUUGAGUACAUAUGGUAUUAAGGUAGCUGAGCUGACGGGAGAUCAUCAGCUGAACAGAGAGCAAAUCAACGCGACACAGAUUAUCGUUUGUACGCCUGAAAAAUGGGACAUUAUAACGAGAAAGGCCGGUGAUCGAACGUACACACAACUCGUAAGGCUGCUUAUUAUCGACGAAAUUCAUUUACUUCAUGACGAACGAGGUCCGGUUCUUGAAUCUUUGGUGGCAAGAACUAUCCGUCAAAUAGAAGCAACGCAAGAGUUGGUGCGUCUGGUUGGACUGAGUGCUACUCUUCCUAACUACGAAGAUGUGGCGACAUUCAUGCGGGUAAAUCCGAACAAGGGUUUAUAUUAUUUUGAUAACAGUUUUCGUCCUGUGCCGUUGGAACAACAAUAUAUUGGUGUGACUGAAAAGAAACCGAUGAAAAGAUUGCAGAUGAUGAACGAUAUUGUGUACGAUAAAGUUAUGGAGAACGCUGGAAGAAAUCAAAUACUAAUAUUCGUGCACUCAAGAAAGGAAACUGGUAAAACAGCUCGUGCUGUUCGUGAUAUGUGCUUAGACAAAGAUACACUUGGUUUGUUUUUGAGAGAAGAUUCAGCUAGCACGGAAGUGUUGAGGACGGAAGCUGAUCAAGUGAAGAAUGGCGAAUUGAAAGACCUUCUUCCUUAUGGCUUUGCUAUUCAUCAUGCAGGAAUGACUAGAGUGGACAGAACUUUGGUCGAAGAUUUGUUUGCAGAUAAACACAUUCAAGUCCUUGUUUCAACUGCUACACUCGCUUGGGGCGUCAAUCUUCCUGCUCAUACUGUUAUAAUUAAAGGAACUCAGAUUUACAAUCCAGAGAAAGGUCGUUGGGUCGAGCUGGGUGCUUUAGAUGUCCUUCAAAUGUUAGGGCGUGCAGGUCGACCUCAAUAUGACUCGAAAGGCGAAGGAAUAUUGAUCACCAGCCAUUCUGAACUUCAAUAUUAUCUGUCUUUAAUGAAUCAGCAAUUACCAGUGGAAAGUCAUUUCAUUGAUAAGUUGGCUGAUAGUCUUAAUGCAGAAAUUGUUCUUGGCACUGUUCAAAAUGCCAAAGAAGCAGUAAAUUGGCUUGGUUAUACGUACCUAUAUAUCAGAAUGCUUCGUAAUCCGACGCUUUACGGAAUUUCUUACGAUGAUCUUGAAAAGGACAAUUUACUAGAACAGAGACGUGCUGAUCUCAUCCACUCCGCAGCAAGUGUGUUGGAUAAAAAUAAUUUGGUGAGAUAUGACAGGAAGACUGGUAACUUUCAGAUAACUGAACUGGGAAGAAUCGCCAGUCAUUAUUAUUGUACACAACACACGAUAUCCGUGUUUAACAGCUUAUUGAAGCCAACAUUGAGCGAGAUUGAAUUAUUCAGAGUUUUUUCUCUUUCGUCAGAGUUCAAGUAUAUCACCGUCAGAGAGGAAGAGAAACUUGAGUUGAAUAAACUCUUAGAAAGGGUCCCAAUCCCUGUCAAGGAAAGCAUUGAAGAACCAAGUGCCAAAGUUAAUGUUCUGUUGCAAGCUUACAUAUCACAAUUAAAGCUGGAGGGAUUUGCUCUUACUUCCGAUAUGGUUUACGUAACCCAGUCCGCUGGUCGACUUGUGUCUGCGAUCUUCGAGAUUGUCGUUAACAGAGGCUGGGCGCAACUGGCUGACAAGACUUUGAAUUUGUGCAAAAUGAUCAAUAAACGAAUGUGGCUGUCCAUGACACCGUUGCGUCAGUUCACCAAAAUUCCAAUGGAAGUAAUAAGGAAGAUUGAGAAAAAGGAUUUCCCUUGGGAGAGAUUCUAUGAUCUCGGAACUAAGGAAAUCGGAGAACUGAUUCACAUGCCAAAGAUGGGGAAAACUUUACACAAGUUUAUACAUCAACUUCCAAAGCUUGAACUGGCUACUCACAUUCAGCCAAUCACGAGGUCAACGUUGAGUGUGGAACUAACUAUAACACCUGACUUUCAAUGGGACGAGAAGAUUCAUGGAACCUCUGAAGCAUUUUGGAUUUUGGUUGAAGAUGUUGACAGUGAAAUCAUAAUGCAUCAUGAGUAUUUUCUUCUCAAGAGCAAGUAUGCUAAUGAUGAACACGUGAUUAAAUUAUUCGUCCCAGUCUUCGAGCCAUUACCUCCUCAGUACUUUAUUCGCGUUGUUUCAAACCGUUGGCUAGGCUCGGAAACACAGCUUCCUGUAUCGUUUCGUCAUCUCAUAUUACCGGAGAAAAAUCCUCCAUUGACUGAGUUACUUGAUCUACAACCGUUACCCGUGUCUGCGCUUAGAAAUGUUGAUUUUGAAUCGCUCUACAAAGAUCGCUUCCCUUACUUCAACCCCAUUCAAACGCAAGUAUUCAACACGUUGUAUAAUUCCUUGGAGAACGUUUUCAUUGGAGCUCCAAGCGGAAGUGGAAAGACAGUUUGUGCUGAAUUCGCAGUUCUUCACAUGUUUUCCCUCAACUCGAACAGUCGUUGUGUAUACGUCACUCCUCUCCAGUCUCUUGCCGAUCAAGUGUUCGCUGACUGGCAGAGUAAGUUCGGUGUUCAGUUGCAGAAGAAUGUAGUUUUGUUGACCGGUGAAACAAGCGCAGAUCUAAAGUUAUUGGCCAAGGGAAAUGUCAUCAUUAGCACACCGGAGAAAUGGGACGUUCUUUCUCGUCGUUGGAAACAGAGAAAAAAUGUGCAAAAUGUGAAUUUGUUUAUUUUGGAUGAAGCUCAUCUGAUAUCAGGCGAUAAUGGGCCUGUAAUGGAGGUGAUAUGUUCACGCAUGCGCUACAUCUCUUCACAAAUUGAAAAGAACAUCCGUAUUAUUGCUCUCAGUUCUUCACUUGCCAACUCCAAGGAUGUUGCGCAAUGGCUUGGAGCUCAAGCUACUGGUUUAUUUAAUUUCCAUCCAAAUGUUCGUCCUGUUCCAUUGGAGUUACAUAUUCAAGGUUUCACUAUCACUCAUACGGGUUCUCGACUUAUUGCAAUGGCGAAGCCGAUAUAUCAAGCUAUCAUGCGUCAUUCACCUAAAAAACCUGUUAUUGUUUUUGUGCCUUCGAGACGAAAUACGAAACUCACUGCACUUGAUUUGCUUACGUUCUCAGGAGCAGAUAACGACGCACAAAGGUUUUUGCAUUGCACAGAAGAUGACCUAAAACCAUUCACCGCUCGAUUAAAUGAUAAGACCUUAAAGGAAACAUUGACUUAUGGUGUGGCGUUCCUCCACGAAGGGCUUUCUGAAACUGAAGUGAAAAUUGUUGAACAACUUUUUGUGUCUGGUGCAGUGCAGGUUGUUGUGGUUUCACGAAAUCUCUGCUGGGCCAUCAACGUAAACGCUCACUUAGUGGUCAUUAUGGAUACUCAGUAUUACGAAGGAAAAAUACACGCUUAUGUCGAUUAUCCUGUGACUGAUAUUCUUCAAAUGGUGGGCAAGGCGAACCGUCCAUUGCUUGAUGAUGCCGGGAAAGCUGUGAUUCUUUGUCAACAGUCGAAAAAAGAAUUCUUCAAGAAAUUUCUUUAUGAACCAUUACCCAUUGAGUCGCAUUUGGACCAUUGUCUUCAUGAUCAUUUUAAUGCCGAGGUGGUGACGAAAACGGUUGAAAACAAACAAGAUGCAGUCGAUUAUCUCACGUGGACGUUUCUAUAUCGCAGGAUGACACAGAAUCCCAAUUACUAUAACUUGCAAGGUGUAACUCAUCGCCAUCUGUCUGAUCACAUGUCGGAGCUGGUUGAAAAUACUUUAAAUGAUUUGGAACAGUCCAAGUGUAUAUCUAUUGAAGAUGAUGUUGAUGUUUCCCCGCUGAAUUUGGGAAUGAUCUCUGCAUAUUACUAUAUCAAUUAUACGACGAUUGAACUGUUCAGUGUUUCUCUUAACAACAAGACGAAACUAAAAGGACUAAUUGAGAUCAUUGCUUCAGCGUAUGAAUACGAAAACCUUCCCAUUAGGCAUCACGAGGACACCACUUUAAAACAGUUAUCAACACGUGUCCCGCACAAGCUGACAAGUCAAAAGUUCAAUGAUCCGCACACCAAAGCUAAUUUAUUACUGCAGGCUCACUUAUCGCGUUUACAGCUCUCGGCUGAACUUCAGUCAGAUACUGAAAACAUUCUUGGAAAGGCAAUGCGUUUGAUUCAAGCUUGUGUUGAUGUGGUCAGCAGUAACGGUUGGCUGUCUCCUGCUUUGGCAGCCAUGGAACUUGCUCAGAUGGUGACGCAGGCAAUGUGGAGCAAAGAUUCAUAUCUAAAACAAAUUCCUCAUUUCAGUAACGAAUUGAUAAAGCGGUUUACCGAAAAGGAAGUGGAGAGCGUUUUUGAUGUCAUGGAACUUGAAGACGAAGAAAGAAAAGAAAUGUUGAAAAUGGAGGAUAGUCAAUUGGCGGAUGUUGCACGAUUUUGUAACAGAUAUCCAAACAUCGAACUAGCUUAUGAUAUUGAAGAUAAAGAUAAUAUCAAAGCCGGUUGGCCUGUCGUCGUCCAUGUUGAUUUGGAGAGAGAAGAUGAUCAAAGCGGUGCUGUCAUCGCACCAUUUUUCCCUGGUAAACGAGAAGAAGGAUGGUGGCUCGUGAUUGGAGACUCUAAGGCAAACAGUCUGAUCUCCAUCAAGCGGCUGACGUUGCAGCAAAAAGCUCGGGUAAAACUUGACUUCGUCGCCCCACAACAAAUAGGAAACCACUCAUACGUCUUGUACUUCAUGUGUGAUGCGUAUCUGGGUUGUGAUCAAGAGUACACCUUCAAGAUUGAUGUUAAACACCCACCAAGUGACGAAGAAAGCGAAGAAAGCUCAUGAGAUGUGACUUGUGUGCAGCUUUUCUGUUGUUUCUUGUCGGUAAAUGAGUCAAUCUCGUGAGCUUUGAAAACGAUUUAAUAUUUUUAACUUUCCUAUUGUAAAAAAUAAAUGAUACAUUUAACCUUCAAUGUAUAUUAUUGACCCUCAAUGUAUACAUUUAACCUUCAAUGUAUAUUAUGUCGGUGAAGAAAACAACUUUAAUGCAAAAA
Messenger RNA from Xenia sp. Carnegie-2017, 6747 nucleotides. RefSeq names its product U5 small nuclear ribonucleoprotein 200 kDa helicase-like. Gene Ontology annotation, cellular component: nucleus. Gene Ontology annotation, molecular function: nucleic acid binding; ATP binding; ATP hydrolysis activity. NCBI's taxonomy places the organism in Eukaryota, Metazoa, Cnidaria, Anthozoa, Malacalcyonacea, Xeniidae. The coding region runs from base 143 to 6538 and encodes 2131 amino acids. The transcript has 46 exons. The record is from RefSeq and is a predicted model, not a curated record.